AUGGAGGAGGUCGAGUAUCCACUGAAGUACGAUUGCAUUGUCGAGAACAUCUAUUUGUCUCAGUGGAACCUGCAAACCCUGGCCUAUUUAUGCACAAUCCACCAUGUUUGUGGUCAACGCAACAAUAAAAAAGAAGUGGUCAUUGGAAAUGAGCUGUUCUCGGCAUGGGAGAACGAAGGGUAUUCUGAAAAUUUUGUAGACCCUCCGGCGACUGAAUCCUGGGAGGAAGCUGCCGACAAGCUACUACAGAUUUGUGAUGGGGACUGGAACUUGGUCGAGCAACGCAUUUGA
Molecule: messenger RNA, 291 nt
Organism: Cylindrotheca closterium
Lineage: Eukaryota; Bacillariophyta; Bacillariophyceae; Bacillariales; Bacillariaceae
Source: the annotation of a GenBank genome assembly